AAUACGACUAAAUACGACGGCGCUUUGCAAAUUGGCUCUGUCACUGGCUUGUUGUUUUGACAGGGAAUGAGCACUGAGAGCGGAGAAACCCGGGAUAGAUAAAUCCGGCUUUAAUAAGGCUCUGCGGGGCACGGAGGCCGGACGCGCCCUCCGACAGCCUCACCCGGCACCCAGCGCUAUGGCACCGGGCGGGGGCCAGAGCCCGUGCUCCCGAGGGUGGCCUCCUCCCAGGUCCCUCUUUCCACAGGGGACUCCCGUGGACCCGGGAGGGGACUCCCGAGGACCCGGGAGGAAAGGGGGCUCCACCGGGGCGCCCGCGCGCCCUCUAGACCACCGGGUCCGCUCCCGGAUCCCGCCCGGGAGUGCGGGGCUGGGCGGCAGCGGGGCGGGCACCGAGGGGCAGGUGCGGGGCGCCGGCCGAGGCUCCUCUCACCUAGGUGUGAGCUGAUUAUUCAAAUGGGCUGCCCGGGGUCUGGGGAUUGGAGGCCCGCGCCAGCGCGCCGCGCUAUAUCACCAGCCGCCCACGUCACUGCGGCACUUGUCCGCUCCGCGGUCCACACCUCCUCCUCCUCCUCCUCCUCCUCUCCCCCCACCCCCGCGCCGCGCGCUUCCCGCCGCCUCGGGGCAGCUCAGCACUGCCAACCUCAGCCUCCACCCGGAGCGCGGCGGCGGCGGGCGCUCCCUCCGGCGGGGCUCCGGGCCCGGCCUCCUCCGCUCCUUGGCCCCCUCCUCCCGCGACCCACCCCUCCCGCCCACUUCCAACUACCGCCUCCGGCCGGCCGAGGGAGAGAGAGAGGGAGUGGAGCCCUGGGAGAGGGAGCGCAAGAGAGGGAGAGAGGGAGGGGACGGUGCCUUGGCUGACUUUUUUUUAAAAGAGGGUGGGGGUGGGGGUGAUUGCUGGUCGUUUGUUGUGGCUGUUAAAUUUUAAACUGCCAUGCACUCGGCUUCCAGUAUGCUGGGAGCGGUGAAGAUGGAAGGGCACGAGCCGUCCGACUGGAGCAGCUACUAUGCCGAGCCCGAGAGCUACUCCUCGGUGAGCAACAUGAAUGCCGGCCUGGGAAUGAACGGGAUGAACACGUACAUGAGCAUGUCGGCAGCGGCCAUGGGCAGCGGCUCGGGCAACAUGAGCGCGGGCUCCAUGAACAUGUCUUCGUACGUGGGCGCAGGCAUGAGCCCGUCUCUGGCGGGCAUGUCCCCCGGCGCGGGCGCCAUGGCGGGCAUGGGCGGCUCGGCCGGGGCGGCUGGAGUAGCGGGCAUGGGACCACACCUGAGUCCCAGUCUGAGCCCGCUCGGGGGACAAGCGGCCGGGGCCAUGGGCGGCCUGGCCCCCUACGCCAACAUGAACUCCAUGAGCCCCAUGUACGGGCAGGCGGGCCUGAGCCGCGCGCGCGACCCCAAGACGUACCGGCGCAGCUACACGCACGCCAAGCCGCCCUACUCGUACAUCUCGCUCAUCACCAUGGCCAUCCAGCAGAGCCCCAACAAGAUGCUGACGCUGAGCGAGAUCUACCAGUGGAUCAUGGACCUCUUCCCCUUCUACCGGCAGAACCAGCAGCGCUGGCAGAACUCCAUCCGCCACUCGCUCUCCUUCAACGACUGCUUCCUCAAGGUGCCCCGCUCGCCCGACAAGCCCGGCAAGGGCUCUUUCUGGACCCUGCACCCCGACUCGGGCAACAUGUUCGAGAAUGGCUGCUACCUGCGCCGCCAGAAGCGCUUCAAGUGCGAGAAGCAGCUGGCGCUGAAGGAGGCCGCGGGCGCCGCGGGCGGUGGCAAGAAGUCGGCCUCGGGGUCCCAGGCCUCGCAGGCUCAACUCGGGGAGGCCGGGCCGGCCUCCGAGACUCCGGCGGGCACCGAAUCGCCUCACUCGAGCGCCUCCCCGUGCCAGGAGCACAAGCGAGGGGGCCUGGGAGAGCUGAAGGGGACGCCGGCCACGGCGCUGAGCCCCCCGGAGCCCGCGCCCUCGCCCGGGCAGCAGCAACAGGCCGCGGCCCACCUGCUGGGCCCGCCGCACCACCCGGGCCUGCCGCCCGAAGCCCACCUCAAGCCGGAGCACCACUACGCCUUCAACCACCCCUUCUCCAUCAACAACCUCAUGUCCUCGGAGCAGCAGCACCACCACAGCCACCACCACCACCAGCCCCACAAAAUGGACCUCAAGGCCUACGAACAGGUGAUGCACUACCCCGGCUACGGUUCCCCCAUGCCCGGCAGCUUGGCCAUGGGCCCGGUCACGAACAAAACGGGCCUGGACGCCUCGCCCCUGGCCGCAGACACCUCCUACUACCAGGGGGUGUACUCUCGGCCCAUUAUGAACUCCUCUUAAGAAGACGGCUUCAGGGCCGGCUAGCUCUGGCAGCCCGGGACAAGGACAAGAGAGAGGAAGUGGGGUCGAGACUUUGGACAAUGGGUGUUGGAGAGAUGCGAGGGAGAAAAAUCCAUGCCAUCCCCAGCCCCAAGACAGCAGUCUCCCCUCGACCUCUGCAGCCCUUUUCUCCCAGACAGAGGGCCAUACUGACACCUAUCAUUCUAUAUAAGGAGGAAAAUGGGAAAAAUAUAAAGUAAAAAAAAAAAGCCUCCAAUUUCCACUACUGUGUAGACUCCUGCUUCUUUAAGCACCUGCAGAUUCUGAGUUUUUUGUUGUUGUUCUCCUCCAUUGCUGUUGUUGCAGGGAAGUCUUAAAAAAAAAAAACUUUUGUGAGUGACUCGGUGUAAAACCAUGUAGUUUUAACAGAACCAGAGGGUUGUACUAUUGUUUAAAAAGAGAAAAAAUAAUAAUAAUGUAAGGGUCUGUUAUAAAUGACCAAGAAAAAGAAAAAAAAUGCAUUCCCAAUCUUGACACGGUGAAAUCCAGGUCUCGGGUCUGAUUAAUUUAUGGUUUCUGUGUGCUUUAUUUAUGGCUUAUAAAUGUGUAUUCUGGCUGCAGGAGCCAGAGGUCCACAAAUCUAUAUUAAAGUAUUAUUGCCGGUUUUAUCCCUUGAAUCUUUUCUUCAA
Microcebus murinus (gray mouse lemur) is the source of this 2991-nucleotide messenger RNA. RefSeq names its product forkhead box A2 (gene FOXA2). Gene Ontology annotation, molecular function: protein domain specific binding; DNA-binding transcription factor activity, RNA polymerase II-specific; transcription factor binding. Gene Ontology annotation, biological process: anatomical structure morphogenesis; cell differentiation; regulation of transcription by RNA polymerase II. The record is from RefSeq and is a predicted model, not a curated record. Lineage: Eukaryota; Metazoa; Chordata; Mammalia; Primates; Cheirogaleidae.